Molecule: messenger RNA, 3830 nt
Organism: Patiria miniata (bat star)
Lineage: Eukaryota; Metazoa; Echinodermata; Asteroidea; Valvatida; Asterinidae
Product: protein unc-119 homolog B-like
Exons: 5
Coding region: 179-889 (236 amino acids)
Biological process (GO): lipoprotein transport; nervous system development; cilium assembly
Cellular component (GO): cilium
Molecular function (GO): lipid binding
Source: RefSeq, a predicted model, not a curated record
UACGUACGUGCAUCAACCGUACACACGUACGAACGACGGGGGUACGGCGUACGUGGUGCUUGUGUUUCUUGUGUCUUAUCUGGAGUGUUUAAACGAAAUAUUGCCGGCAUUUUGAAUUCCAACACAAUCAAAGAAGGACAUUAGUUUGAUAGUAGUGGUUACAGCUGAAUCUUAUAUCAUGAGUACUCCAGAUGUGCCACCAGCAAGUGGUGGGAGUGCAGGGAAAAAGAAAGGUGGGGGGUUCCUGCACCGACAAGCGAAAGCGAAGAAGGCGACUAGCGGCAGUGCAGAGAUAACGGAAGAAGAACUACUGCAGAAGGAUGCUGUCACACCAGAUGAUGUACUAAAGCUUACUAAUUGUACAGAAAACUAUUUAUGUGAUCCAGAUGCUAACAUAUACAAUAUAGACUUCACCAGGUUCAAAAUAAGAGACAUGGAUACUGCAACAGUCCUCUUUGAGAUAGCAAAGCCACCUCCAUCAGAGGAAGAUGACGAUGUAGAACAAGAACCUGAUGAUGCAGAUCCUAAUGCUGGCAGAUUUGUGCGCUACCAGUUUACACCUCAAUUCCUUAAACUGAAGACCAUUGGAGCAACAGUUGAAUUUGUUGUUGGUGAUAAACCAGUAAAAAACUUUCGCAUGAUAGAAAGACACUACUUCAAAGACCGAUGCCUGAAGACGUUUGACUUCAACUUUGGUUUCUGCAUUCCAAACAGCAAGAAUACAUGUGAACAUAUAUACGAGUUUCCCAAGCUCACUCCAGAAGAAAUUCAGGAGAUGGUGGACCAACCUUUUGACACCAAAUCAGACAGCUUCUAUUUCGUUGACAACAAGCUAAUUAUGCACAACAAGGCAGAUUAUGCAUACAACGGGGGCAUAGGGGCUAUGUGAUGAUUCAUAGAUGCAGCUUGGAUAUCAAUUGACCCGCCUUCAAGUAGGUGAAAGAUUAUUUCUGCAAAGGACUCAAACAGACUACACAUGGUGUGGAUCCUCUUCCCAAAUUGAUGAAAUACGUGUAGAUCAAACUAUGGUCAGAUUAAGACCCUUGCAGCUAUUAUUAUCUGAUUUAAACCAUGGUGAAUAGAACACUGAAUCAGUCAACAGUUACAAUGUACAUCUAAGUAUCAUCUAGAUGUUCAAGUAAUUGCUGUCAGAAUCACUGUUAGGUAUCUGCAGACUGCAAGUCAACUAUUUUUUCAAGUUACUGUAUUGUUAUCCAAGGAAAUUAACUGCUUACUUACUUUGGUUUUUGAAUGCGAGAAAUGAUUUGGAGUAUUGUGUGCCAGCUCUAUUGGGAAUCUUUAUAGUGGAUCUAUAUCUCCCUUGUGUAUUUUGUCAAAAUGUGUUUUAGUUCAUACCCUAUCACAACCUUUUGUUCCCCAAAACUUCAGAAACCCCAAAUCGAUCAAUGAAUACUACCAGACAAGAAAUUUUUUUUUUUUUACUUUUCUUCUUCUAAAGGUUGUGUAUGCACAUCGUAAUGAAUAUAGAUUAGCAUCAAAAGUGACUUUCGUCAGCUGCUGAUUGUGAGUCAUGCUGUCCAGUUAGAUUGUAUGCACGUGUUUCAUACAAAUGACUACAGUAAACUCCGGCCAAGUCGACAUCGUAUAACCCGUCAAAUCUGACGAAAGUCGUGAUCGUCUCUAAUGCAGUUCCAUUGAAAUUUUCCUUUCUAAGUCGGCCUUUGUAAGUUGCCAUUUCGCUUUAGUUGGUGUGUUACUUUCGGUCCCAUUUCCUCAAAAUCACAAAAUUCCUCCAUGCAAGUCGGCAUCCAAAAAAAAAUACACAACCACCACGUGUGCGAUCAAAAAGGGGUUUCCCCGAUACUCAAUACCACUACCUCCUCUAGUCCUGCAUGCAUAAGCACUGUCCGUUUUGGGGGUCUUGUUAUUGAAUGAACUUUAACAGUACUGGUGAACAAUGCACACAUUAAUUCAUAACUGUACAUGUACAAUGUAUGCAAGCAUUCUGCACCACACUGUUAAUGUUGGCCGGCCAUCCUUGCUUCGUACGGGCAUGGCUUUCUGUGAUCAAUACCCAAGCCUGUAUGUACAUGUAUGAUAAUCAUUGAGGAUAAAUUUGCUGGAAUCAACCAUGGAUGUAGAAAUAAACCAGGGUAUAAAGCCUGUGAUCCCAUAAUGGUACAUUUUUUGGAGUAUUGAUUCCGAUACAGAUGUGCAUAGCCGACAAAAUGACGACUUACAGCAGAUGUUGGCAUUCGCGUAAGUCAUCACAAAUUCUCGGGUCCCGAGAGUGCCGAGUUAGCCUGAGUUUACUGUAUACACAUGUACCCAAGUUACCGUACAUUGCAGUCUGAGACUUUUUAGGUGUCAUAAAAUGGAUACAAUUUGCUGUCGUGUGGCAAGAUACAUGUAUGUAAACUGCACCUUGAAAAAUGACUUCAGUUCCUGAUGUGCUUUGUAAUAUAGUACACAGUAAUUGUAAUACACUAUGCUAGACUACGUAUUGUAUGUAUACUUACAUGUACAUGUAUGUAGAAUUGGAAAUUUUGCCCCCCCCCUCCCUUUUGCUUCAUGUUUUUGACAAUUUUUUUAUUAUUUGUUUUUAAGUAACUAAAAUUCAUUUUUAGUUCGUCUAACUUUCUCUUUUCUUUGUUGUUGAAUUGCAUCUUUGAUUUACAUACUGUACAAUCUUGACACCAAAUUUGAAGACCGUCCUAAUAAAGUAAUCCCCUUGUAUCAGAUCCCCUAUUAACUUACAUGUAAUAGAUUCUUUGAAGUAAGAAAGGGCCUAGUUGCUCAUCUCUCUAUUUUGUACCCACAAUUCUCUUUGAUCACGGAUGAACCAUGUCAACCCGAAGCACUGACUAUUUGUUAUCUAUUUUUACCAGUAUUCAAGUGAGAUUCUUUAAGCUGACACUGCAGAGAUUUGGAAACCUUUUCAAAUGUUUAAACAGCAAUAUACUCUAUCGGACUACAUCUGUAAAAAAACUCAAGUCUACACCAAAGGGGUGAAUAUGAUGAUCUAAUUCUGAUACUCAGCCAUCCUGAAAGGUCCAUUUUGUUCAUGUACAUACGGUACAGAGUUAACAAAUGAAGAUUUAAACAUGAAUACAUUUCCAAUGUUUAGUUCAUCUGUUGUGAAAAUUGUAUGAUUUCCUUUUUGUAAUAUGUUAUUAAUCUCACUACUGUUAUGUUUAUAUUUAGUAUACACGUAGGUCAUAAUGCUUCAAGCAUUGAAGUUUGGUCUCAUCUGGCACGCCUAAAGAAACUCUGCUUAACUUAACCUACUGUACAUGUAUCAAGCAUGGAUCCAUCCGUUUAUGUUCCUUUCAGUGAGUUAAAACCAAAUUUGUACAUGUUCUACUAGAUAUGUGCCACAAUUAAUCUGACACGUUGUACAAUGUUAUACCCACAGGAAGCAGAUAUCAAAGCAAAGUAAUGAUUUUGAGUUGCACACAUCAUUAGAACAUUUAUGCACUUAGAAAAACCCACUGAACAGGCACCCAUCUCUCUUUGCAUUAUUCUUAGUCUUCUAUUGUAAGAUUUCUAUCAACUGUGUGUAAAUGAGUACACGGGAUGGUGUUUUGGGGACGCAUGAUAUACACUUUUGAUCACAUUUGGUUGUAUUCAAAUGUUCAUGAUCUUCAUGGCAAGCAACUCAAACAGUUGUCUUGGCUCAAGACUGGAUUGGAUUUGCCCGAUACAUCAGCGGGUUCCUGACAAGCACGGUGGAGGUCUUGCGGAUUCAAGAUGACACAAUCCACUCUUGGGAACUUACUCAGGAAAAUCCAACCACACUUGGCAUGCGUGAAUUAGCUUAAAUGGCGUGUGAGGUAUAGUUGCAAAGACUGGAUUGGAUUCAUCUUGUU